AUGACCGACAAGAUCACCGCCGUUGCGCCGCGCAAGCCAGAUAUCGGCCAGUCUUCAUCAAAAGAUCCCUUUAGCAAGCAAUUCGCCCAGCAGCUAGAAGACCAUGAGAAAGAACUGGAUCUACGCGACGAUACCGUCAUCCAAAACAACAGAUUCGCAUUCACGCCGACGCAACUUCACAAGCUCAUCACCGCGCGCAAUCUUUCAGCACUCCGACGCUUCGGUGGUCUCCCUGGCCUCGCAACUGGCUUGCGAACCGAUCUCGCCGCCGGAUUGAGCGUGGACGAGACAAGCCUCGACGGCACAAUCUCGUUUCAAGAGGCUGUUGCCGCAGGGGAGGCCCACCGGGCUGCCGAAAUCACUCACCUACCUCCAUCCACACAACACAAGCACGGUCUGAAGCUUGACUUGGAUCUGAUCCAACAUGAAGCCGAAGCCUACACCGACCGGAGACGCAUCUACGGCGAAAAUAGGCUCCCAAAACGAAAACAAAAGUCCUUUCUAAGGCUGGCAUGGAUCGCGUUCAACGACAAGCUCAUGUUCCUCCUCACAAUCUCAGCUACAAUAUCUUUGGCGCUGGGAAUCUACGAAACAGUGGAAGCGUCUGACGACGAGCCGAAUAUUCAAUGGGUUGAUGGUGUGACUGUGGUAGUAGCUAUCCUGGUCAUCGUGUUCGCCAGCGCAGCUACGGAUUGGCAAAAGAACGUCCGGUUCGCUAAGCUCAACGAGAGAAAAGAGCAGCGAGAUGUCAAGGUCAUCCGGUCCGGCAAGACGCAGAACAUCUCCGUGUACGAUGUGCAAGUUGGAGAGAUCAUGCAUAUUGAGACUGGAGAUGUCGUUGCAGUCGAUGGAGUACUGGUUCAGGGUUCGGGCAUCCAGGUCGAUGAAUCCUCUCUUUCGGGAGAGUCUGAACUUGUACACAAGAACGUGCCUAGCGAGAGCGAUAUUCACAGCCAGAAAGCCCACAGGUCUUCGGCGACUGACCCUUUCAUUCUCAGCGGGACGACGGUAUCUGGCGGCGUCGGUGCUUACUUGGUAACAUCAGUAGGAACCAACUCGACGUACGGCAGGACGUUAAUGUCACUACGAGAGGAUGUCGAAGAGACCCCUCUGCAGCAAAAGCUGGGAAAGUUGGCCAAGCAGCUCAUCACGUUUGGUGCCAUUGCCGGAAUCAUCUUCUUUCUCAUCCUGUUUAUCCGUUUCCUCGUCGGGCUCCCGACAAUGCAAGGAACGCCCUCUGAAAAGGCCGAGACGUUUUUCAAGCUGCUGAUUCUCGCCGUCACUGUCGUCGUGAUCACCGUGCCGGAAGGUCUUGCCCUUGCAGUCACGCUUGCUCUCGCUUUUGCUACUACCAGGAUGCUCAAAGACAAGAACCUCGUGCGUCUGAUCCGUUCGUGUGAGAUCAUGGGUAACGCCACAUGCAUCUGCUCGGAUAAGACGGGGACAUUGACACAGAACAGUAUGACGGUCGUCACUGGUAGAAUCGGCCUCUUUGAACGCUUCGGCGACGCGCCGAAAGAGAUUGGCAAUGAUGAUGUGAAGAAGGACCCGAGCACCGACGACGCUUCAGACCAGGAAAACCCGAGAGUCUUGCUAGAAUCCUUGAGCGGCGAUGUGAGAGCGCUGAUGAAGAACAGCAUCGCGCUGAACACGACGUCGUUUGAGAGCGAUAACCCGAACGAUGCUGGUUUCGUGGGGACUAGCACCGAGACUGCUUUACUGAGGUUCAGCCGCGAGUUCUUUGCCAUGGGACCAUUAAGCGAAGAGAGGGCCAACAACGAGAUUGUCGACAUGUUCCCCUUCGACGCGUCACGCAAGUGGAUGGCGGUGAUGUCAAAGCUGCCCGAUGGUAAACACCGGCUUCUCGUCAAGGGUGCGGCCGAGGCCGUAUUCGACCAGUGCGCAAAUGUUCUCAAGGACCCAAAGGCCGGACUCGCCGUUCGGCCCGUCACGACAGAAAUACGCGACGAUCUGCGAUCGACGAUCCGCGAGUACGCCAAACAGAUGCUCCGACCGAUUGUCAUCGCCUACAAGGACAUCGAGGCCCCGUUCGAGAACCCGGAAGACCCAGACUCGAUCAAGUUUGAGGAGCACUUUGGCGACAUGACCUUUAUCGGCGUGUUUGGUAUCCGCGACCCCCUUCGCCCCGAGGUCCUCGAUUCCGUGCGCCAGUGCCAGGAGGCCGGGGUCUUCGUGCGCAUGGUCACCGGAGAUAACUUUCUGACGGCAAAAGCCAUCGCGUCAGAAUGCGGUAUCUAUUCAGCCGGUGGCCUGGCCAUGGAUGGGCCGACGUUCCGGAAGCUGACGCCCGCACAGCUGGAUCUGGUCAUUCCGCGGCUUCAGGUGCUGGCGAGAUCUAGCCCGCAAGACAAGUUGCUACUCGUGACUCAUUUGAAGGGGAUGGGAGAGACGGUUGCGGUAACUGGCGAUGGCACCAAUGAUGCUUUGGCUCUCAAGGCCGCGGAUGUAGGCUUUGCUAUGGGGAUCCAAGGAACAGAAGUCGCUAAAGAAGCUGCGUCUAUCAUUUUGCUCGAUGAUAACUUUGCCUCGAUUGUGAAGGCUUUGGUGUGGGGUCGCACGGUGAACACGGCUGUAAAGAAGUUCCUCCAAUUCCAAUUCACAAUCAACAUCACCGCGGGUACUCUGACUGUUGUCUCUGAACUGGCAGGAGACUCCAUCUUCACUGUUGUCCAACUCUUGUUCAUCAACCUCAUCAUGGACAUCUUCGCCUCGCUCGGUCUGGCAACCGACUACCCCUCACCAGACUUCCUCAAGCGCAGGCCCGAACCACGCACGGCACCCAUCGUAAACAUCACAAUGUGGAAGAUGAUUUUGGGCCAGGCAAUCUACCAGCUGGCAGUCAUGUUCACCCUCCACUACGCAGGAGAUCAACUGUUUCACCCCACCACAACUGCCGAGCGCGAGGCACUGCAGACGAUGAUCUUCAAUAUUUACGUCUGGAUGCAAUUCUUUAAUCAGCACAACUGCCGCCGUGUAGAUAACAAGCUCAACAUCUGGUACCAGGGCGUCCUCCGCAACCCCUGGUUCAUCGGAGUGCAGUGCGCCACUUUGGCUGGCCAAAUGAUCAUCAUCUGGAAGGGCGGUCAAGCAUUUGACACCCGCCCCCUCAAUGGUGCGCAAUGGGGUUGGUCGAUGCUCUUUGGAGUCUUGGUGAUCCCACUAGGCGCAUUGAUACGGCAAGUUCCUGAUGAGUACGUUUAUGGCUUCUUCCAGGCUGUCAAGCGAAGCUUCCUCAGCACAGUACACGUGCUCUCCAAGGUCCUCCCGUCAACGUGGCGGAAGAAGGCCGAAGAAGAAGUGGAGGAUAUGGGAGCGGCUCAGAGCUGGGUCCUGCAGACGGGUGCCGCCCUUUUGCGGCCGAUGAACUACGAAUGGGGCAGUUCGACGCCGCCGCCUGGCUCAAAGCUUGCGGGGCGGGUGUCGAGUAUACCUGCUGCACAAAGAGAGGCGUUGAUUCGAGCUGCAAAGGCGGGCACGGGAGAUAACGAGAUGGAUGUGCCUGCACUGAUUGAUGCGGCACGUUAUGCCAAGGUGGAGUUGUCGUAUGGUCUUGAGGUUCAUCCAGAGACUUCGGAGGAGGAUCCGAUCUUGCUGACAUCCAUUGGAGUUGAUGGGAAGAAGUGUCCGCCGAGCCAGGACCCAGAGAUAUUGCGUUACUUACAACGCCCGUCAUGA
Colletotrichum orchidophilum is the source of this 3696-nucleotide messenger RNA. Its product is annotated as calcium-translocating P-type ATPase. Bases 1 to 3696 code for a protein of 1231 amino acids. The record is from RefSeq and is a predicted model, not a curated record. NCBI's taxonomy places the organism in Eukaryota, Fungi, Ascomycota, Sordariomycetes, Glomerellales, Glomerellaceae. Gene Ontology annotation, biological process: intracellular calcium ion homeostasis; calcium ion transmembrane transport. The transcript has 2 exons. Gene Ontology annotation, cellular component: intracellular membrane-bounded organelle; membrane. Gene Ontology annotation, molecular function: P-type calcium transporter activity; ATP hydrolysis activity; ATP binding.